This is a messenger RNA of Vitis riparia (riverbank grape), 954 nucleotides long. RefSeq lists its product as uncharacterized. The record is from RefSeq and is a predicted model, not a curated record. Bases 1 to 954 code for a protein of 317 amino acids. NCBI's taxonomy places the organism in Eukaryota, Viridiplantae, Streptophyta, Magnoliopsida, Vitales, Vitaceae. The transcript has a single exon.
AUGACCGUGACCAUAAUCGUCACCAUAACUGUCACAUUCACUAUUACCAUUAUAGUUACCUUUACCGUUACAGCCACCAUUACCAUUACCGUUGUCGUAAUUGUUACUGUUAUCGUAAUCAUUACUAUCACCGUUAUUCUCACUAUCCCCGUUAUCGUCACCAUUAGUGUUACCGUUACCAUGAUCGUUAUUGUUUCUAUUACCGUCACCAUUAAAGAUACUAUUACCAUCAGCGUUAUCGGCACCAUUACUAUUACUGUAACUAUUACCAUUAUCGUAACCGUUACUGUUACUGUUACUGUAACUAUUACCGUUAUCGUAACCGUUACCGUAAUUGUUACUAUCACUAUUACUGUAAUUGUUACCGUUAUGAUAACCAUUACUAUCACUAUUACCAUCACCGUUAUUGUUACCUUAACCGUUACCAUCACUGUGACCGUCAUCGUUACCGUUACUGUUACCGUCGCCAUCACCAUUACUGUUACUCCCACAUUCAUAGUCACCAUCACAACCACCAUUACCAUUAGCACCAUUACCGUUACUAUCACCGUUACCGUCACCGUUACAAUUGCUAUCACCAUUACCUUAACUAUUACUGUCAACGUCAUCGUUACCUUAACUAUUACUAUCAACGUCAUUGUUACCUUAACUAUUACUAUCAACGUCACCGUUACCGUUAUCGUCACUGUUACCGUUAUCAUUACGAACACCAUUAUCAUUACCGUUACCGUUACCACUACUGGUACCAUCUUCGAUACUAUUACAGUCACUGUCACCGUAACUAUUACCACAACCUUUACUGUCAUCGUCACCGUUACAAUUACCAUUAUUGUCACUGUCACCAUUACCAUUAUUGUUACCGUAACCAUAACCGUUAAAGUGAUCGUUACCGUGACAGUUACCAUUAUCGUCACCGUUACUGUAACCAUUACCAUUACCGUCACCGUCACCUGA